AUGUCCGCUAACACGGGUUCCAAUCGGGACGACCAGAACCCGAAGACGUCCUCAUUGUCCGGUCUCAUCUCAACACUCGCGCCAGUCGCCCUCGUCGCUGGUGUUUACCUCCUCAUCUUUCUCAUCCUGAGAAGGAGUCAGCGCCGGUGGUAUGCGCCUAGAACAUACAUUGGCAGUCUACGCGAAAGCCAACGGACGCCUCCCCUACCGAGUGGCUUUCUCAAUUGGGUUGGGAGUUUCUGGAAGAUACCCGAUAUCUGGGCCCUGCAGCACCAGUCUCUCGAUGCCUAUCUCUACCUUCGGUUCCUCCGCAUGGCGGUUAUUAUUUGCUUCGUAGGAUGCUGCAUCACCUGGCCGGUGCUCUUCCCAGUCAACAUCACUGGUGGUGGCGGUCAGAAGGAGCUCGACAUGCUCUCAUACGCUAACAUCAAGAGCUCGGGCUCGGGCAAGAACCGCUACUAUGCCCACGUCUUUGCAGCAUGGGCUUUCUACGGAUUCGUCAUGUAUCUGAUCUUCCGAGAAUGUAUCUACUACAUCAACCUGCGUCAGGCGUUCCUAAUCAGCCCCCUGUACGCUAACCGAAUCUCUUCGCGAACCGUCCUCUUUACAGCCGUUCCCGAGACCUAUCUGGACGAGAGGAAAUUGCGCAAGGUGUUUGGCGCUGCAGUCAAGCAUAUCUGGAUCGCGGGUGACGUCGAUGAUCUUGAUAAGCUUGUUAAAGAGAGAGAUAAGGCUGCUUUCAAGCUGGAGAAGUCUGAAAUCAAGCUCAUCAAACUUGCCAACAAGGAGCGUCUCAAGGCUCUCAAGAACGGCGCCACCGAAGACAAGGAAAACUCUCACACUCCCCUCGAUGCCGAAGAAGGUAGCGUUGCUGCUCGAUGGAUCUCUAAGAAGAAGCGUCCGACCCAUCGCACUGGUCCCCUCGGCCUCCUUGGCAAGAAAGUUGACUCCAUUACUUGGUGCCGCAGCGAAUUGCAACGUCUUAUUCCCACUGUUGAGACAGCUCAAGGCAACUACCGUGCUGGCGAUUACAAGAAAAUCCCUGCUGUCUUCAUCGAGUUUCGCACCCAAGCAGAGGCCGAAGUCGCUUUCCAAGUCCUUGCUCACCACGAGGGUCUGCACAUGUCUCCGCGCUACAUUGGUGUUGUCCCUGAUGACGUCAUUUGGAGCUCUCUAAAGAUCUCGUGGUGGCAGAAGGUCAUCCGGCGGUACGCAGUCGUUGCUUUCAUCACGGCUUUGAUCAUUUUCUGGGCUAUUCCUGUUGGUGUGGUUGGUGCUAUUAGCAAUGUCACCUAUCUCGAGUCCUACAGCUGGCUGUCAUGGCUCAAGAAGAUUCCAGAUAUCAUCAUGGGCGUUGUUACCGGGCUCCUGCCGUCAGUCGCUCUGUCUAUCUUGAUGUCUUUGGUUCCAGUCGUUAUGCGUUUGUGUGCAAAGCUCUCUGGAGAGCCGUCUUAUACGAGAGUUGAACUCUUCACGCAGAAUGCUUACUUUGCAUUCCAAGUCAUCCAGGUCUUCUUGGUUACGACCAUGACUUCUGCCGCUGCCGCCGUUGCCAAGCAGAUUGCUGAUAAGCCAACGGGCAUCACCUCGAUCCUGGCUGAGAAUUUGCCCAAGGCCUCCAAUGUCUACAUCUCGUAUUUCCUUGUUCAGGGUCUUACAAUUGCCGCCAGUGUUAUCUCGCAAGUUAUUGGCUUCGUUAUCUUCAACCUGGUCUAUAAGUAUCUCUCCGGCACACCCAGGGCGCUGUACAACAAAUGGGCGAACCUCAGUGCUAUCUCCUGGGGCAGUACUCUUCCCGUCUAUACCAACAUUGUGGUCAUCGCAAUCACAUACGCUGCUAUCGCACCGCUGAUGCUAGGGUUUGCUACAAUCGGCUUGUCUCUGUUUUACCUGGCAUGGCGAUACAACGUCUUCUUCGUCACGGACACGCAUAUCAAUACCCGGGGGUUGAUCUACCCGCGGGCUAUUAAGCACCUGUUCACUGGCAUCUACCUUUCGGAGCUUUGCCUGAUCGGCCUCUUUGGAUCAUCUGCGGCGCCAGGCCCAAUCGUCUUGAUGGUUGUCUUCCUUAUAUUCACCAUUCUCUUCCACAUAAGCAUGAACAGUGCCCUCAAUCCUCUUCUGUACAAUCUGCCACAAAGCUUGCUUGCUGAAGAGGAGUCUCGCGUCGCGGAUCUGGAGGCUACCGCCAGUGACGAAAUCGCUCCCAGUGUUGGAUCUACUGGCAAGAAUGGUGUGACGAACGGCAAGGGCAAGAACCCGAUCGCACCGUCAGGCGAGCCCAAGAAGGGUAACUUCAUCACGAAGUUCCUUAAGCCCUGGAUCUUCGCGGACUACUUUGCGUUGAGGAAGCUCAUUCCGCAGUACGAUAACAUCGAUCUGUCCAACCUGUAUGAUAAGGUUACCGAGGAGACCGCCUACUAUCCUCCUUCUGUCACAUCGACUCCGCCAUUGCUCUGGAUUCCGGAAGAUGAUGCUGGUGUGUCUAAGCAGGAGAUCAGGAACACAAGCAAGGUCAUUCCGAUCACUGACGAGGCCUGCCGUCUUAACGAGAAGAACAAGCUUGUCUGGGACCAAGAUGGCGCUCGCCCACCUCUGUGGGAGGAGAAGGUCAUCUACUAA
This is a messenger RNA of Phaeoacremonium minimum UCRPA7, 2622 nucleotides long. RefSeq names its product putative phosphate metabolism protein 7 protein. Bases 1 to 2622 code for a protein of 873 amino acids. Lineage: Eukaryota; Fungi; Ascomycota; Sordariomycetes; Togniniales; Togniniaceae. The transcript has 3 exons. Gene Ontology annotation, cellular component: plasma membrane. The record is from RefSeq and is a predicted model, not a curated record. Gene Ontology annotation, molecular function: calcium-activated cation channel activity.